This is a messenger RNA of Alosa sapidissima (American shad), 2641 nucleotides long. RefSeq lists its product as uncharacterized. Bases 357 to 875 code for a protein of 172 amino acids. The transcript has 4 exons. NCBI's taxonomy places the organism in Eukaryota, Metazoa, Chordata, Actinopteri, Clupeiformes, Clupeidae. The record is from RefSeq and is a predicted model, not a curated record.
GUUUUGAUUUUUUGCUCGCCUAACUUUCAUGCGCUACACACAAAAAAAGAGUCGUAGACAUCAGUGGUCGCAAUUGAAAUAAUAAAACGAAAAGAGAUUCAUGUGUUUACUCUGCAGACAGCGCCAUUGUGAUUUCAUAAACUGCUAUUUGCCAAUUGUCAUCGGUAAAUGACGUUAGAUUUCUUCGGCAACCAACAGCUCUGCUGCGGACUACCUUCCCUUCACUUAACUCAACUGAUAUUUCUCUGGAAACAUUCGGUCUCCUGGGCUCUUGCUUAGUGUUUAUCUCUUGAAAUUUAAUUUAUGAAUCUGUUCUGAAUCAUUAUUAGUAUAACGAUACUGUCGUAACUGACAGAAUGGAGCGCUCCAAUGGGCUUUUCUCCACCGAGAGCCUAGAUGGACUUCUCCAGCAGAAAUGGAGUAAUGGACUGGGAGAUGCCAAUCCGGUUUAUUUAUCUAAUAAGCGUAAGCGAGAUGACGUGGGGCAGGAAAAUAACGGUGUACUUAAUGGAAAUACAGAACUCAGAAACUCUCUUUUCUCAGAACCCCCCAGAAGGAACAGACCUUUUAUCCAUAUCAGUGGUCAGAAAGGAGUGUAUUUCUCUGAACGCUGGGAACCCAAUGGCAGCACACUAUACCUCCCUGUCAAUGGUAGUCUUUUGACAAACGUUGACAAGUAUGACCAGAUAACUUUCGAACAAGGCUUGUUCUUCAUCGGAGACUUAUCUGGUGCAUUUCAGCAGAAAGCUCAAGGCCAAGCCAUCCAUUGCUGGAGAUACAAUGAACAUGAGAGAAAACUAUUCAUUGCACUUUCCUACUUCUUCACCAAUUUACAGGCCUUCCAGGAUGUGGUCACUUCUCUGGGUUGUUUGUGAAGGCCUGAGGUGGAACAUCUGGAUCCAGUACUUGGAGCAGAGUGAAAGUGUCACUUAAAAAGUAACUUUUCCAACCCCUAUGUGAUAGAUGUAAUACAAAAGUGCAGGAACAAAUGUAUCGUUGAAGGAAAAGAAUGAUGGUAAACCAUUGUGAAGUUGUUCAUAGAAAAUGGCCUCUUUAUUCAACUGCUGCUGUGAAUGUGUCUAAGACUUGUAGUUAAGUGCCUGCAUACAUUAAUGAUUCAGAAAACGAUUAAAUAUGUGGAGACAGACCAUCCACCAUAUUCUGUUUAUAUUUUAAGAUAAGUGUGUAUCUUAAAAUUCUAGGACCAAUUAAUAGCAAGCCAACCAAAUUUACCAAAACAAUUGGUAAAUUUGGUGGUCUAUGGCUUAAAGUUGACCAACAAAAAGACAGAAUUCUGUAGUUGCACUAUACUGAAAUUAAAUCCAGGAAUUCUGCUACUCUGGGUUCUAAGGUGUGUUCAUUACACAAGUGAAGUACUUUUAAUCUUCAGCUCUUUUACACAGGUGAAGACAAAGACUCACAAGAACUAGAUGAUGAUUUGAUGUGGGUAAACUGAAUUUAAUCUGUAUUCAAGGUACAGAUGCUCAAUGAUGGUUAAAAUGGCAAAUCAUUGUUCUAAUGGUUAUCAAGAUAAAACACUUUAUGUAGGCUACUUGUAACUCGUUACUUUGUUGCUGUUAUUUCAUAUAAUCUGAAGCCAACCAUAUUUGGCUACAAAUAGGUCUUUGCUAGAGUUUACCAUUUUACCUGUUAACUGUGUUAUUGAUUGCUAAUAAUGUAUGUUUUGCUUGAUCGUUGUAAUCAAAAAUGUCUUUCUGUACUGAAAAAUGUCAAUAUGAAGUAUACACAAAUAUUUGAGUUGUAGACCUCUUUAAAUGUCCUGAAACAUGGCCCUUAGAUGGAAUGGGGAGAUAAAGCCCAGAAAGAAAAGAAAACUAUGGAAGUUGACAGGGGUCUCAAAAGAGCCAUAUCCUCUGAUCUCUGUAGCCUUCUAAGAUAGACUUUGUUUGUUACAGUUAAACCUCUGUCUUAAGUAUCUGUAACAAAGAAUUAAUGAAGGGCUUUGAAAUAUUGUCUUUUUUGCCAUGAUGCAUUUAACAGAGAACAUUUUAUAUAUUCAAAUGUGUAGUUUGCAACAUGUUACCAAGAAAUCUGAUCAGAAUCACACAUUUUUGAUAUAGCGAUCUCAAAAAUAUAGCAUAAUCCCAAUAUCUUGAAUGAAGCACAUUGAAACUAUCAAAUUACAGGGUUAUGACAAUAUUUGGCCAAUGUCCUAAAUAUCAAAUUCAGCACCUUUAAAUAUAUUUGUUGCGAAUUGUACCACUCCAUUCCAGCUCGAGAUAAACCCGGUAUAAUACCAAACAGGUAUAAACAGGUAUAAUACCAAACCCCCAACGUACCUGUGUGGAGUUUAGGGAAUUAAACUUUUUUUUGUUAUAUGCAUUGUGUGUUUUUAUAGAAUCUGAAGAUGUUGUGCUUUUUACAAGUGGGUGCAUAAAGGUGAAUUACAGAUUGUGGUCUUUAGGUCAUUGAAGUAAAUGGCAAAAACAUAUCAUGGGUAUCACUACCCAGUGAAAUAAGGUAUUAUGCUUUUGCAGCAACUGAACUGUUUCAAAGACCACAAUAACUUGUAGUUUUUUUUGUUAUUUGUAUUAUUGUGAUUAGUUGUGCCUUUAUGUAUAUUAAAAUGUCUGUUGUUUUGUACCAAUGGCUUUCAGUAAACUUUCAACAAAUAACAUUG